Molecule: messenger RNA, 843 nt
Organism: Oncorhynchus mykiss (rainbow trout)
Lineage: Eukaryota; Metazoa; Chordata; Actinopteri; Salmoniformes; Salmonidae
Source: RefSeq, a predicted model, not a curated record
AUGCACAUCCUUGCUUUAGUUCCUGAGUCCGCCUCCACCCCAUCUCUAUCCAAGCCCCAUCAACCUCUAUCCCAGCCCCAGCACCAGCCCCACCCCAUCUCUACCCACCCCACAACUACCCCAGUCCCACUCCACCAACCUCUACCCCAGUCCCACUCCACCCACCCUCUACCCCAGUCCCACUCCACCCACUUCUACCCCAGUCCACCUCCACCCACCUCUACCCCAGUCCCACUCCAUCCACCUCGACCCCAGUCCACCUCCACCCACCUCUAUCCCAGUCCACCUCCACCCACCUCUACCCCAGUCCACCGCCACCCACCUCUACCCCAUUCCCACCCCACCCACCUCUACCCCAGUCCACCUCCACCCACCUCUACUCCAGUCCACCUCCACCCACCUCUACCCCAGUCCCGUUCCACCCACCUCUACCCCAGUCCCACUCCACCCACCUCUACCCCAGUCCCACUCCACCCACCUCUACCCCAGUCCACCUCCACCCACCUCUACCCCAGUCCCACUCCCACCAACCUCUACCCCAGUCCCACUCCACCCACCUCUACCCCAGUCCCCCUCCACCAACCUCUACCCCAGGCCCACUCCACCCACCUCUACCCCAGUCCCACUCCACCCACCCACCUCUAUCCCAGUCCCAGUCCCACUCCACCAACCUCUAAUCCCAGUCCCACUCCACCCACCUCUACCCCAGUCCCCCUCCACCCACCUCUACCCCAGUCCCACUCCACCCUCUCCACCGCUAUGCCAGUCCCCUUUCCCUUCCCCUUCCACUCCACCUCAACCCCAAUCUACUUCCCCUGUCCAUUAACAUCAUGUGUCCAUUGA